Messenger RNA from Sphaeroforma arctica JP610, 4032 nucleotides. RefSeq lists its product as hypothetical. The record is from RefSeq and is a predicted model, not a curated record. Gene Ontology annotation, molecular function: DNA binding; ATP hydrolysis activity. Bases 29 to 3997 code for a protein of 1322 amino acids. NCBI's taxonomy places the organism in Eukaryota, Ichthyosporea, Ichthyophonida. The transcript has 17 exons. Gene Ontology annotation, cellular component: nucleus.
UGUACCUGGUGAGUAUGCAAUACGCAUCAUGAGCGCUGCGUCCGUGAUCAAACCAUCAGUCGAAUUGGCCGAGAAUCUUCCAUCUGGAAAACGGAAAAGGGCAUCGACCCGCAACAUGGUCAAAGGUAAAGCGAAAUGCCGGAAAGACGAGAAGGUCGAUUCUACAGGAGAGGAUAUGAAUAAAUCAGAAAGAACUGUGUCUAAGAAAAAAGUCGCCGGGAAAUCGAAGAACGCAGGGAAAGAGACAAAAUUUUCAACCAAGAGGAAGAAGAAUUUGACUACCGAAACUAACUCGCGGACACUCUUAUCUCUGUGGGCCCCGCCAACUAUCGUAGUAACAGAGACGGUGGAAGAGGUGACUGCAGAGGACACGAGAAAUGCAAAGAAGCCGACGCAAGAUGCUCAUUCACCUAUCAGAACAAGAAUCAGAACAGGUGCGAUUGUAAAUUGUUCGAAGACUCCAGCACUCGACGGUGCGAUCAACAUUGACAGUGAUGACGAUGUUAUCUUUGUUGCAGACGUUGGAGGGAAAGAGAAUCAUGAUACACAGAAACCAAAUGCACAAAAAGCAGCGGAGAAUGCACCCAUUGAUGUCGAUGCAAUUCCGGCCAUGUUUCUAACCAAGAAACAAAAGCAACAACGCGCAAUGAAAGCGAGCCAAAGGCAACUACAAAAGGAGUUGGAGGAGAGGCGGCGGACUGACGAACGUUUUAGACAAACUAUGCAUGCAUCACAAGCGGAAGGUGUAGUAGAUAUAAACAUGGCGCUCGGCAGGAAAGCGUUGCAACAGAACAGUGUGAUAGUCGAGAAAUUAAAAUACGAAAAAGGUGACAUCAUCGUCUCCAACGACACACCCGUUUUGCGACCAGCGCAAUUCCCAACGAACUCCCACAUUCGACAGUGUUCAGAGUGUGCGGCAUCUAAAGAACCAAACCCAGACGAAAGCACAGCAUUUUGUAGAACAUCAGCAAUGCAAGUGCCGCAGUUGCACUCUUACUGCUCUCUGGCUCUUCCGGAGGGGAUGGACCGGUGGCCACGACGCGACCGUACUGUAACAGUCAUACCGUGUCAGUAUAACCAAAUCACCACCGGUCGGUUUUUAAAGGCUGAACGAUGUAAAGACACAAAUCAACACCACGUGGAUCAUCCACAACCAAGAAGGAAAAUAAACUACGAUCAAGCAGUGGCUGCUGUCGCACAGGCGUAUGACUGCCCCAUACAGAGGGUCAAGCACCUAUUUAGGACUGUAAAGAAGAUGAAUGCACACAUAGAGGUGUCAGAUUCCCAGACGGAUACCAGCAAAGAUGUUAAUCAACAUAAUAUAUGGGCUCAUAUCUUCCGCCCCACACGUGUUGGUUGCAUAGUGGGCACCUCAAACAAUCGCAAUGCUCAAUACCUCCGAGCAUGGCUGAAGGAAUGGAAUGAUCCUCAGAUGGGUAAACCCAUCCCGAAAUCGCCAAAAAAACCAAAACGUAAAAAAGCGAGGCGGAAUCUCAUAGAAGAUACUCCUGAACCGGAGGACAUACUAGAGGAGGAUUUUGUCUUCGGACCAGAAUUGGAAUUUGCUCCUGACAUGUUCUACUACAAUGCAGAUGAAAUCAAAAGCAAGCGAAAUCGCAAGGAAAGCUUCAUCAACGACGGUGAAGAUCCGGGCGCAUGGAGUGACGACAGUUUCAAUGAAUGGAACAAGCCAAGUCUUACGUCAGACAGGCUGGGAGAGGUGACACUGCAUACCGUUACUGUACUUUCGGGGCCCUCUGGAUCGGGCAAAACAGCAUCUGUAUACGCCUGUGCGCAAGAGCUGGGCAUGCAAGUGAUAGAGAUCAAUGCAUCCAUGAGGCGCACUGGCAAGACCGUGAUGGAUGUGUGUAAGGAGGCAACACAGUCGCGAGUGCUAUACCAGCAAACAGGAAGUGUGGCGGAUGGGAGUAUACUUGGUGAUAUCUCCUCCAUAGUACAAAAGGAUACCAAACGAAAGCUUAAACAUGCGAUAAUACUGAUCAAGGAUGUUGACGUGGUCUUUGACAACGAGGACAAAGGCUUUUGGGACACCGUACUGGCACUCGCCAAGUCUUCCAGGAGACCCAUUGUUAUGACACUGACACCGAACCAUCAUACAGGAACAGUUCGGGAUUUGCUUCCAUUCCAAAUGCGGUACUUACCUUGCCACUACAACAGUCCCACUGUGAAAGAUUUGGGGUUGUAUUGCCAGGCUAUAUGUGCUUCUUUUGGAGUCAGUGCGAGUCCGCGACAAGUGCAGAAUCUCGUCAGAACGUCCAACAGAGACAUCCGCCGAGCGAUCAACACACUACAGUUCUGGUUCCAGCCCACUCGACACAAUGUAUUGCCCGGUACACAGAAACAUACUACGGAAACAGAUUCACCUCACAAUGUCCCAGAACAAGUACCAUAUAUAGGUAAAAUGAACGCUAAAGUUGAGGUAGAUCUCUGCGAGUCUUCGCCUGAAGUGGUGGUGGAUAGCGGAGAGGGUGGUAGAAAAGACAAAGAUCAAAACAAAGGCGGGAAGGUGUAUAUAUUUUCGAAGGCAAAGUUGAAGUCAAAGUCGAAGUCAAGGUCAGUCAAGAAUUUGAAAAAGAUAACAUUCACAUUUGGAGUAAAGGCACCAACCGAUGAUAAUUGUCGCAGCUCAGUAGAUAAUGCAAUGGCCGCGGACUCCACUGCGGAGGAAGAUGCGGCCCAGAAUGAAACACUUGUGCAAGAUUCCGCGCAGCAAUUCGAAUACGGCAAGGAUGGAUUCGCCGAGCGAUUGACAUCGCUCAAAUGUCGCCAAUCACAGGAUCUUUUCGCUCCCGAUGACGACAUCUGGCGCACUAUGUGCCGCGAUUUUCAUUCUGAACACAAUAGCCCGAGACCUUUUUGGAAAAGUUUGUAUACUGUGUUGGACACAGCGGCAGAAUCCGUAUCUUCCAAUCCAGCUGUUCAGUGUAAAGGCAUACAACGCGAUACAACACUCGACGACCUGUGCGCAAUGAUGGAUUGUGUGUCCGAGUGCGACACUUUGGUCACACCAGAGGGACUUAGGCACCCCUGGAUGCACACCAUUCUCGAUUACGAUAUCGAUAACUGUGCGAGCGGAACAAGUGAAGGCAGCAAUUCUGGCAGUAGUGCCAUAGAUCCUACCGCAGGCUCUGCCGUCAAUUUGUGGGUGGAGCCAGAGCGCGUUGAGGAGCUCCGCGAACAUGUGGACAGUGAAAUGAUGAUAGAUUCUGCCCUCAUCCAGUGCGCAAAAUGGACGUACAGUCGUGUCACACACUCAAAGACCCUUGGAAAUUCAGAAAAAACGGAGGAUUUUUUGGUCUCCAAAACAGUCGACAGCUUGAAGGAUCAUCGCAACGAAGUCCUCGAGUGCCUGAAUAUUGUGGGUGCUGAUUGUUACCGCCUAGAUCGUGCGGUUCUGACUUCUGAAUACGAGUGCGCCCUGCGGUCUAUGGGACUUGUUGAUCUGCUGGAUCAAAACAAUAAGGAGAGGCAAUCACGCAGAUGGACGCCACAUCUGGGUAAACUGGGGCUGUCACUUUGCCAGAUGGUCACUAUAGCGAAGCCCAGAUUUGCGAUACCAGACGACAUCGACUUCAUGGAUAGUACUAUAAACGAUACCGAUGCUAUGGAAGAGAAUAUGGAGAUUGAUUCAUCUGCUCGAGAAGGUGGUUCUAUCCAGGAAGACAGUCCACAGAAUGACGUCACUUCACCUGUACACGAAUAUACGAACAGUGACGAGAAUAGUACUGCUCAUAAAGGUGUUUCAUCUCGAGGAGAUAUUCAAGAAGGAGCCGCUUCAGAGGAUGUGCCUAGUACUGAUCAUGGAGGAGUUCAAGGAGAAGACAGCACUCGUCCAGUUGAUACAAGGAUGGAUGUUUCUCUCCCCAAGGGCUCCGGAUCUGAAGUGGAUGCUAAAACUCGUGACGAUGCCUCUACUCCUGGAAAUUUAAUCACGCACGAGAUAGCCAAUACUGAUAACGAGAUCCCUGCUAAGUAGUCUGCACUAAUUCAAUAAAGUAUAAUCUUAAUCGC